AUGCCUUGUGGAAAUGGACAGACUUUAUCCAAGCGAAAACAUGGCGUCUGCGUACCGAGGUAUAGCUUCUUUUCCAGUCUGCUUGUGGCGCUCUGCUGCCUGGAGGCAUGGGGCUCCGGGCCGCAGGGAGACGGCGGCAGGAGCUGCAGCCCCUGUCCCGUUAACUGCAGCUGUGCGCUGGCAGGGCCCCAGCCGUCCUGCGUCGUCAACUGCUCCAACAUCGGGCUGGAGAGGGCCCCAGCGGCGGCAGACAUCCCGCUGGCCACCAGCGUGCUAGAUCUUUCCAAGAACCACAUCUCCUCCCUUGAUACCAGCCUGUUAGUUCGUCUCACCGGCCUCCGAGAGCUGUAUCUUCAAGGGAAUAGGAUCAAUGUUCUCCCCAGAGGGGUGUUCUGCUGUGGACCACUGUCAGUCCUCGAUUUGAGCAAAAACCAAAUCACCACCAUAGAAGAGAGAAUAUGCGACAAUCUAUGCAAUUUAACUCAAAUUGACCUGAGCAGUAACCCCUUUGAGUGCGACUGUAAGCUGUUCAGGUUGGUCAGCUGGCUCCAGGAGAAAGGUGUACGAGUUCGGCGUCCGGACGCCAUGCUCUGCAAACACCCUCCUGAGCUCCGCCACCAACCCCUGUUGAAUGUCAGCCUGCUCACCUGUGGUCUUAACUAUGCAGGUUGUCUUGAGGACAGCAGCAGUGGAGCAGGGGGACGGAGUGAGCUUGUUAUCUUCUCUUCCUCCACACCCGGAAAUUUUACACGUGAACAGUGUAACAGUGUGUGUUUUGCUGCAUCACACCGCUAUGGGGGUUUGGGGGCAAGGCAUGAGUGUCUCUGCAGCACAAACUCUGAGCCCAAUUUCAUCAGUGAAUCUCAGUGUUCUGCUGCAUGCACAAACCCCCAUGUUAUGAAGAAAUGUGGGUGGACUCUGGCUCAUGAUGUGUUUGCGGUGGACUUCUCGAUCUCACUGAAGCGUCUCCCAGUGCUCAGUGUUCAUGACCACAUCAGUCUGGCCGCCACUUCCUCUGUCACUCCGGUGACGCUGUCCUGGGACUUUGGUGACCUUUCAUCUCGGGUCAACACUACAGGAACAGGGGUGACCACAGCAGCUCAUAAAUAUGGACUUCCAGGUCAUUAUCCAGUCAGUGUGAUGGCCUGGGCUGGACACAAGGAGGCCUCUGCACGCGGAGAAGUGAUCGUGACAGUUCCUCCUAAACUGGAGCUGCGUUGUCCACCUCUCGCUGUGGCCAAUAAGAGCCUAGAGUUCACACUUGUCAGCUGGGGCUCUGUUGACAUGGCUGUCGACUGGAAGAUCACAAAGGAUGGUGUCCAAGUUGCCAAAGCCUCGCCUCACUGUCCAAAAGACGGGGUGUUCCAAGCCGAGUCCUCACACUGUUUCCAGAUAGUUCCAGGGGAGAUGAGCUGGACCGACGCUCGACAACAGUGUUCUGACCGCGGCGGGGAUCUGGCAACAGUCAGGAGUGAUGCACUGCGUAACCUGUUGGCACACAAAGUCACACAGGAGCGAGGUGUGUGGCUGGGCUUGAGUGAUGUCAACUCUUCAGGCAAGUUGCACUGGGUGAACGGCUCAGAGGCACAAGAGGGAGAGGAGGGUCUGCCACAUCGCAAUGCCAAGCGUGCCUAUGUCUGCAAGUACAAGCCUCAAGUUCAUGUUCCAGAUGCAGGGAUCUACAUGGUGGGACUGGCUGUGUUUACAUCCAAUAAUCCUUUACUGCGUGCCCCAGCCGCUCUGCUCUCCGCUCCACAACCUCCCAGCAGUGGCAUAGAGAUGCUGUUGUUCCCAUCUCUGAGCUUUGUUCAGGCAGGUCGUCUGUCCUCCCUUGAGUUCGUCACUCAGGAAUUCAGCUCACAAAUCCACGUCCGAUUCCAGACCUACAGGCCUCACUGUCAUUAUCCCGGCCUGCACCUGCUGCUACCCAGCUGUGGAGGUCCAGUGUGCGCUCCAGUGGCCGUUUGUGUCCCAAAUGACACCAGGACUGGUGAUCCACCCUCUUGUCCCCGAGCAGAGCAGUGGUGUCCUUUCCAACUGCGAUGCUUGGCCCUCUCUAGUCCCUGCCAGCCAUCCUCCUGUCCUAACUGCACCCACGCUCACCGCCUGCCCCCUGGGGCGCUGAGGCCCCGUUAUACCCUACAAAAUGAGGUUGUCUUCACUCUACCAGCAGGACCAGCUGCACAUGUAGUGCUUCAAGAGCAACUGGAGGACCUUCUGGUUUCCCGUGGUGAUGUCAUUGCCCUGCAGCACGAUGCUGGACCCGCCUCCCUACUCCGCUGCCAGUCCUCCCCACACUCACCGUGGCGACAACCUGUUUUAGCCCUCAACCAGUCGGAGUGGUUUUGGAUCAACAACACAAGACAGACAACAGAUAGCUUGGCUGACCCUGACGCUGACCCUCUGCCUGACCCGGAGCUUGACAUGGAGGUACUGGUGGAGGAUGGCGAGGGAGGGUGGCUGGAGGAAGUAGUCUGCCCCGUCAGAGUGCUCUAUGUGGGACACAGUGAGACCCAGCUGCAGGGAGCACAGCUGUCUGCUGGUUUAUCCCAGCCUGGACUCUACAGCCUGCUGGUGACUUCUGCUGAGCCAUCAUACCCAGCCUCAGCAUCAUGCCCAUUGCGGGUGGUGCCCCCUCUGGGCUUGACGAUCCUCCACCCCCUUCCUCAGAAUGGCACCCUGUACCUGCAGCCCAACGACACCCGCCUGCUGCUCUGUGUCCAGUCUCGCUACGUAACAAAGGCUUCUCGCCGGGGCAGUAAUCGGAGCGUGAUCUUCCAGUCAGAAUGUCCAUCAGAGUUUUCGUCCGGCCCGUUGCUCUGUCGGCCCGGGCCGAGCGCAGGGCCUGGGGUCAAAGCUGCAGAGCCCAGCCUGUAUGCAGUGCUGGACCUGAACCUGGGAGUAGAGGAGCAGAGGAGUCCGGUGCAGGUGGAGCUGGAGGCCCACAACAACGUGACAGAGGCCAGCCUGAUUAUGGUCGUCCACCUGGAGGAGCCCCUCAGAAGACUGGUGGUGCAGCCACACCCUGCACACAGGGUGCUGAUGGAGUCAGUUGUGAGCUACACAGCAUCCGUGCUUGAAGGCUCCAGUCCCACAUUUAAAUGGACAGUGGAUGACAAGCCCUACUUCACCUAUUACAACACUGUUCUCAACGUCAUCUACCAGCAUGCUGCAGUCUAUAAACUCACAGUGACGGCCAUGAACCAUGUCAGCACCCUCACAGAGCAUUUCAACGUGACGGUAGACCGCCUGCAGCCCAUGGCCAACCUCACAGUGAAGGGUGUGCCAGAUGUGGUCCCUCAGGGCUCCACUCAGACUCUCACCACUUCUGUGCUCGUGGACAUGUCUGUGGCUGCCACCUUUCGAUGGUCUUUUGGUGACGGAGGAUAUAAGGAGUUUGAAUACAAGCCUCCCUACGACUCCGCCCUCCUCUGCCCAGACUCCUCCAACCAGGUCCUCCUAAGCAACAAUGUCACCUAUAUCUACUCUCAGCCAGGAAUAUACACCGCGCUGGUGUCCGUGUCCAAUCGUUAUGACAACAUUAGUCAGAGCAUCAACAUGAGUGUCUACAGCAUCCUCACUCGUGUUGAUAUACAAACAGAGCCACGACUCCUCCUUGCUGGCAAAUCAGCCGAUUUUGAGGCUCACCCUCUGCCCUCACCCUAUGGAAUUCACUAUGACUGGCACUUUGGAGACGGUUCAGCUCCGCUGCAAGGUCGCCGUGUGGCACACACCUAUGCACAUAGUGGCGUCUUUAAUAUCUGUGUAUCGGUAAACAACACCAUCAGUUCUACAGAGGCUUGCGCUGAGAUGUUUGUAUAUGAGGAGAUUGAAAAACUAGUAGCCGAAAGCUCUUCUCCCACCGAGCUUCACAGUCCUACUACAGUGUGGGCACGCCUUGCUUCAGGUAAUAACAUCACAUGGACAUUCUCCAUGGGUGAUGGCGCUGUCUACUCUACAUCUGAACCUAAUGUGUCACACAGCUACAACAAAGAUGGCAACUACACAGUGAACGUGACUGCUGCGAACGCUGUGAGCGUUGGUUGGACAAUCCUAACGGUGCAGGUGUUUGUGUUCCAAGUUAUAAGGAUGGAGCCAUCCGGGUGUAUCCAAGAGCAGACCCCUGUCAACUUUCUAGCCUGGGUUUCCGGUAACGAAUCGGCUCAUCUCUAUGAAUGGUGCUUUGGGGACGGAAGCCCCAACGAGACACACCAUGGCAACCCCAGGGUCUCACACACCUACUGGACAGUUGGGAACUACCGCCUCUCCCUGCUUCUCUCCAGUGGUGUCAACAGAGCCACCAAGGCCAACCAUCUCAGCUGGGUGUGUGUGCAGCCAGCUUUGACCAACAUCAGCCUUGCCCUUGAGAAAUCACACUACGCUGUUGGAGAAGAGAUCCGGUUCCAGGUCAGAGCUGAGCCAGAGUUUAACUACAGCUAUCAGUGGGACUUUGGCAGAGAGGAAGAACUUAUGCUCAUUCAUGGUUCUGGGAAUAUUGAGACAAUGUAUAAAAACCCAGGUCAUUACAUGGUGACAGUCACUGUCUUCAAUAACAUCUCCACCAGUAAUACCAGUGUUGUGAUUGAGGUUCUGAUGCCAGUAGGACCAAUUGUUAUUCAACAUAAUGGCACUAAGUUCAACAACUUGACGCUUAAAGCACCAUAUGCUUUCACAACUUCUUCCUUGGCCUCCAAUGUCACUUACACCUGGAACUUUGGGGAUGGAAAUGUGCUUACAGGCCAGAAUACGCACCAUACCUACAACAUUUCAGGAAACUACAAUAUCACACUGACAGCAGCCAACACAGUAAGCAGAAACCACACUACUUUACCUGUUGCUGUGCUCGAACCAAUCCGUGGGUUAACUGUCAACGCCAGCUUGAUAAAUGUCCCUCUAAAUGCCUCGGUUCACUUUGAGGCCCAAAUGGAGGAAGGAGAUGGUGUCCGGUUCUCUUGGAUCUUGUGCGACCGCUGCACCUCAAUACCGGGGACCCACACCAUGUUCUACACCUUUCGCUCUGUUGGCACUUUCAACAUCAUUGUGACAGCGGAGAACGACGUAGGAAUAGCACAAGCGAGUAUCUUCCUGUUUGUCCAACGUGAGCUUGAGGGACUGCAGAUUUUAGCAGAGGACGUCGGAGGAGGUGGAGGCACAGGAGUGGACGGUUGCUGCUUUGCUACAAACCGCGUUCUCCACCUUCAAGCAGGAUUAAAGGAAGGAACAAACAUGACUUUUACCUGGAACCUCAUCAGAGAGCACGACCCAGUCAGCUCAAGCUUCAACAUAAGUGGGAAAAGUGUGGAGGUGAAUUUCUCUACGCCAGGUCCAUGUGACAUCUUUCUCCGGGCUGCCAACCUCCUGGGCCAGCUGUCUGUCAACAGAACCAUCCACUUCCUGGAACAAGCCAGAGGCGUGUACCUGCAGAUCAGCAACAACCCAGUUGCAGUCAAUGCUCCAACUAACCUGACAGUCUUGACUAUGGAGGGCUCGGACCUGCAGUACCGCUGGUCUGUGAAUGGGGAUGCUCUGCCGUGGAACAAGCCCUGGAACACCCACACCUUCAUCAGUCCUGGCCAAAAACUAGUAACUGUGGAGGUCUUCAAUAAAGUUAGCUCAGAGAUUGUGUCAGAGAUGGUCAGUGUCCAGGAAGUAAUUUCUGGACUAAGGUUCACAGCUACCAAUGUGACAGAGCAGAGUUACGUGGCAACAGGUGUCAGUGUCUCACUCCAGGGAGAGGUCCUGACAGGAACCAAUGUGACGUGGACGUGGCUGUUAGAAGGAAGAACAGACACAGGAAGGAAAACUUCUCUGAUUUUCCAGGAGCCAAAGUCAGCCAUUGUUACUCUGAAUGCCACCAAUGAUGUCAGUGUGCAAGCGAUCUCCAGGGAGUUCUUUGUUCAGGACAAGAUUCAGGGGUUGGAGCUGAGGGCAAGUACAAAGAUUGCAGGAGUCGGUGAGAAGGUGGAGUUCACCAUUUCCAUGGCAGCUGGCUCGGACGUUUGUAUUAUCCUCAGCAUCAGUGGAGAUGCCACUGUCACCCUUCAGCCCAACCAUACUUAUGACCACAUCUUCACACAUGUCCACAAUUUCACUCGAGUGGAUAACUACAUGGUGAAUCUCACUGCUCACAACCAGGUGAGCUCCAAGAGGCGGCAGGUCCAGGUUAAGGUGAUGGAGCCGGUGCGUGGACUUUCCAUCUUGGGAAGCUGCACAGCAAUCCCUGUUGGUGUGAAGAAAUUGUUUGUGGCCAACAUCCAGACGGGCAAACCUGUUAGUUUCUUGUGGACUUUUGAUCUGCACCACCUCCAUCAGGCGUCAUGUAUCGGCAAAGAGGUGUCCUACAUGCCAGAAGAGGCAGGUUUAUUGACCAUCUACCUGAAGGCCUUCAACAACCUGCACGGUCAGAACAUCACCAAGCACAUCCUAGUGCAGAACCGGCUGACGGCUGCCGUCCUGUAUGCAGCUCCUCAGGACACUUUCAUCAAUAAGACCAUAACCCUGAUGGCCUCUGUCACACCCAGGUCUAAUCCUGUGGAGUGUUUGUGGGACUUUGGUGACGGUUCUACUCCAGUUCACACCAACACCACAACUGUGGGUUAUAAGUACAGUCACCCAGGACACUACCGGGUCCAAGGCAACUGCAGUAACCUGGUGAGCUGGGUUUUGGCCCAGGUGGAGGUAAACAUCAGUGUAUUAGAGUGUGAGGAACCGGAGGUGCAGGUGGUUCAAGCCCCCCGCCUGGCCAUCUGGCGAUCCCAGCCCACUUUGGUGGAGGCCAGUGUGGAUCUGAAAGGCUGUGUACGCUACGGAGCUCAGUACCUCUGGCAGAUCCUCUCAACACCCUCCUGUGAUAAUGACCAACAUGGCCGGAUUCCCUCUGGAGUGGUGACUCAGCCCGCUCAGUCUUUGCCUGUCCCAGUAAUUCGCCUUUCAACUGAGGUGGAUGUGCGGCGGCUGCAGCUAUCAUUGCCUAAGAUGGCUCUGGCAACAGGGAACUACAGCUUGGUGUUUUCUCUGUCAUAUGAAGGUGUGCCACUAAGGAAGGCUGCCUGUCUGCAGCUGAGUGUCAUGGCUGCCAGGCUGAUGCCAAUUAUAGAAGGGGGCACCUACAGGGUGUGGUCGAGGACUCAGGACCUGCAGCUCAGUGCGGAGCAGUCCUACGACCCUAACUUGGACCCAGACAGCCAGUCACUACUCCACUAUCACUGGGAGUGUCAAAGUACUUCAAAGGGUCCAGAGCACUGCUCCAGCCUGAACUUUGGCCUGGGCUCCAGCGGUCCAGUGCUGGGAAUCUCCGGCUCAGAGCUUGAGGCAGGUGUCGAAUACACUUUCAAACUGACCAUCAGCAAGGACGGCAUGGCACCAGAGUCCACCACACAGACUGUGCUUGUACAGAGCGGUCACAUUCCCAUGGUGUAUCUGGAGUGUGUGUCCUGUAAGGCCCAGUCGAUCUACGAGGUCAGCCAGAACUCGUACGUCUACCUCAGAGGAACCUGCACCAACUGCCAGGGCUUCCACCGUGGGCGCUGGAGUGCCAUGACUCUGCAGAACGAGACUCUGGUCCUGGACUCCUCCUCCACCACCACAGGAAGUGACGGCAUGAACCUGGUGCUGCGGCAGGGUGUCCUGCGCCACGGAGACUCUUACAUCUUCACCCUGCACGUGACUGAUGGCAGUCUGGAUGGUGAGGGCGUUGCCUCCAUCACGCUGCAUCACAAUAUGCCCCCGGCUGGUGGAGAGUGUCACCUGAGAGGGGGAGGGGAAGCAGGAGUGGAGUAUGGGGACGGGGACGCUGAAGGCUGGAGGGUACGCACACUGUUGGACCGGGUACACUUCAACUGUUCAGGUUACAGUGAUCUGGGGGUCUCAGAGACUCCCCUGCUCUACAGUCUGCUGGUGACGCGCUGCAAAGAAGACUACUGCGAGGAAUUCUGUGUGUACAAAGGGAGCAGUCCAGAGCACUCGGCCUUCCUGCCCCCGGGCUUCAGCUCAGCCCGACACCGUGUAGCUGUGUCCAUCACAGUGGAGGACCAUCAGGGAGCUGCCAUCACUGCACUCAACAAGUCCAUGGAAGUUGUGAUGCCAGAUCCACCUCCUGAGUACAGAAGCCUUCCUCAUUGGCUGUCUGAGCUGACAGACAGCAAACUUAAAAAGCUGCUGGAGCAAGGAGACUCCCAGAGGGUCAGAGAGUUAUCACUGGCUCUUAUUACAGUCCUAAAUGAGUAUGAGCAGAGCAGGGGGUCAGCAUGGGUGUCCCGAGAAGAGCGCAGUUACCGAGUCAGAGUCCGCAGCAACAUUACCAGAGCUCUGACGGCUCUGGACCUGACGACUGUAAACGACAUCCAGCAGACCUCUGCUGGUCUGGCUCAGUGCACGGCGGUGAGUCGUGAGUUCAUUUGUGAGGAGUGUCAGAACAGCACUCUGAACAAGCUGGAGUCCAUGCUGGAGAUUUUGCAGACUGACACCAAGCAGGGCACCGUCACUCCUACUGAGAUAGCUGACAACAUCCUGAACAUCAUGGGUGAUCUGAUCCAUCAGGUCAGCCAGUCAGCCUCCCAGUCUUACCUUCAGACCGCCUAUGUCGAUUCCCCCUCACCCCCCUCCACCUCUUCCUCCUUUGGUGAGGAGCAAGUUGGCACCCUGUUAGACCCCUCACCCUCUUCACCAGAGCCGCACCCUCUGCGAGUGGCAGCGAAGGCUUACAGCCUGUCCUCGGUCCUCAUGAUGAUCCUGAUGCACGCCCGGGUGCUCAACGAGGAGCCACUGAUGCUGAGGGGAGCUGAGAUCGCUGCCACAGGAAAACUGGCCGACCCCCAGAGCCUGCUCUGCUACCAUGACAACAGUCCAGAGUGUCAGCGUUUCUCCAUCCCGCGAGCUUUGAACGCCAAUCUUGUCAGAGCUGCUGCAGGAAACGGCAUCGUGCAGCUCCUGUUUCAGGUGGAGUCCAACCCCUUCCCCUUCAACUAUGUGGAGAACUACAACGUCUCUACCGAGGUGGCGUCCAUGGAGUUUCGCACUGAAAAUGGCACCCAGAUCCCAAUCUCAGGCCUGGAUGACAGUCAGGCCAUCACUGUUGCCAUUAGCAAUGGCAACAGUGAUGUUGGAGUUGAGGGUUCUGGUAAUGGAGGGUUGCCCACAGCUGGAGCCGUUAACAUCAGCCACUGUGACUCCGUCAUCGUCAGGGUCAGCAUGGGAAAUACUAACAGACAGGCAGGGCUGUUUGUGCAGCUCAACUUCACCUCUCUGGAGGAGAAGGAUAAAAGAGAAGAGGAUGAAGAGGAGCUGUACAUCACAGCUUACCUUCAUUCCCAUGAAGAACCAAACGAGUUCAACUGCACAGACAGAAAACGUAUCACACCUAGUAUGACCAGGGGGCAAGAUAUGGACCACAGGGAAUACACCUUCUUCCUGUCACCAGAGUCCUACGACACCACACUGGACUACUACAUCAACGUGAGCACGCCCUGCAGCCCUGGCUCUCAGCCUGGGGGUGUUCGUCUGGAGGUUGCGGUGUUUGCCUCCCUGUGUCAGUAUUUCAGUGAGAGUGAGAAGCAGUGGCGGACAGAUGGCAUGGUGCCCCUGGCAGAAACCAACCCCAGCAGGAUUGUUUGCCGCACCAGGCACCUCACAGCCUUCGGUGGAAGCGUGUUUGUACCAAUCAAUGCCAUCAGCUUUAAAGUGCCAGAACGUUCUGGUGCACCAAGCCUGGUUGUGCUGUUGGUGUGUGUAUUGGGCUUACUAAGCUAUCUUGUAGCAGCAGCCAUCUUGCACAAGUUGGACCAGCUGGAUCUUCGCCGGGCUGGUGUUGUUCCACUCUGCGGCCAAGACGGACUCUUCAAGUAUGAGGUUCAGGUUAAGACUGGCUGGAGUCGAGGGGCAGGCACUACAGCCCAUGUGGGAAUCAAUUUGUACGGGCGUGAGAGCCGCAGUGGACACCGCCAUCUUGACAGCAGAGGAGCCUUCUCACGCAACGCGCUUGAUAUCUUCCACAUUGCCACAGACACCAGCCUGGGCAGCAUCUGGAAAAUACAAAUUUGGCAUGACAACAAGGGUCUGUCCCCAGCAUGGAUGCUGCAGUAUGUCUUGGUGAAAGACCUGCACACAGGAAGCAGCUACUACUUCCUGGUUGAGGAGUGGCUGUCAGUCGACAAUGAGAGAACUGACGGACGUGUAGAGAUUGAGGUGGAGGCAUCAGAGGAGGCUGUGCUCCGUCAGCUGCCCCGCCUGGCGCGGUGCGAGCUGCAGAGGGCGCUGUGUGAGAGCCACCUGUGGCUGUCACUCUAUGAGAGGCCCCUCCGCAGCCCUUUCACCCGCCUGCAGAGAGCCACUUGCUGCACUUUGUUGCUGCAGCUCUUUCUAUUGGCCAACACACUGUGGUACAGCAUCGUGGUGGAUAAGAGAUACAGCCCGCAGGCCGUGUCAAGGCUUUCUUCAUUAAAUGGAGAGACUGUGGCAGUAGGUGUGGUGACCUGUCUGAUUGUCUACCCUCUCUACCUGCUCGUCUUCACGCUCUUCAGAAUGAGCCGCAGCAAGUGUGUGUCUGUGGAGCAGGUGCCACAACAAGUGGACCAGGAGUCUGUGGAGAUCGAUGACUUGGAAAACUCCAUGGCUGGAAGUUCCUUCCUCUUCUUUAAUGACGAGACCAACUCAGAAGAAACCAAUGUGGAUUUACCCACUCCAUCAACCAAAAGUGUGGAGAGCUGGGGCAUGGCAGAGGAGGAGACGGAGGACAGGGAUUGGUCAGAGCUGUUGAGUGACGUGUCUGUGGUGGGAGGGGCAGGGCAUGGAGCAGGAAUGCCAAGGCUGAAAAGGGGUCAGGGGAGCAGGCACUUGGGUGUUGACAUGACCUUUAACCCUGAUGACGAGGAGGGAACUGACCAACGCAACAAAUAUUUCACCUCUUCAGAUGAGGAUCUAAUCAAACACAUCCUGGCAGAUAAACAGAACUUCUUUCCUCAGGCUGAUGAAAGUGAGAUGGCUGACCUGUCGAGCAUUUUGGGAGAUAAGACUGAAGUGAUUCUCCUCCAUGAGCCUCUUCCUCUCGAAUCUGACAGAAGGAACCCACCAAAAACUGCUUUCACCUCAAAUACAGUUGUGACAGACGUGUGUCGUCCCAGACGGUUCCCUCCCUGGUGUGGGCGUGCCGCCUUGUGGGGCAGCUGGGCGGGGAUCGCUCUGGCGAAUGGCAUUUCGAUUUGGGCAGGCCAGGGGUUCAGUCAAAGCAUGGCCAUGAUGUGGCUCAUCUCCUGUUUUGCCAGUUUCCUGUGCUCGUGCCUUCUGUUGGAGCCAAUUAAGGUGUUGUGUGAGGCAGUUUACUACGCAGUGUGUGUGCGUCGCCUGCGUCCAGAAGAUCAGGAUGUGCUUGUGGAGUUCCCCCGUGUGGAGAGAGUGGUCCAGCGGGUCCCUGAGGUGAGACCACCACACGGCUUCGCUCUGUCCCAAGCACGGCACCAGGCCCGCAAGGUCCACAUGCUGCACACCAUGCUGAAGAAUUUCCUGGUUUACAUGUUUUUCCUGUUGGUGGUUUUACUUCUCAACUACUCUGACUCGGCCAAAGACACGCACAGCCUAAGACUGCGCACUCAGCUGCAACAAGCCCUACACACACCUGAGUAUCACAACAUCAGCAGCCGAGAUAAUGUUUUGAUGUGGCUGAAUGAGUCCCUGUUGCCACGGCUAGUGGAUGACUCUGUCCUCUUGCGAGACACAGGAAGUGUGUUACUCGGCACGCUGAGGCUGCGACAAAUCCGCGACACACGGGGUGGUGCCAGGGCAGGAGGCAGUGUUUGGGGAAAGGGCUGGUUUACCUCUCCAACUAAAGACGCUGAGGAUUUCACUGCUUCUGGUGCUAGCGAUGCGAACUGGGUGUGGCGUUUGGGUCAAGCGAGGGUGUAUAACAGCAUUGACGAGGUCCACCAGCUGAACAGAAGCCUGGAGGAGGCCGCUUCCUCCUUACAGCAGCUGCAGCAGCUGCACUGGCUCGACUACAGGACUCGUGCUGUGUUUGUGGAGUUCUCGCUCUACAACAUCAACACAAACCUCCUGGCUGUCUUCUCCUUCCUGUUUGAGUUCCCGGUUUCUGAGCGUGCCCAAUCCAGUCUUGACCUCCUUGUCAUCACUCUGUGGCCAAUCACAGGCCUGGAUCUGCAGCUCCUACUCACGAUCGUCCUCCUCGUCUUGGUGUUGUAUUUCCUGGUGCGGGGGAUCUUGGGAUUCCUCAGAGAGGGCUACAGGUACCUGCUGUCAGCCUGGAAACUCCUGGGCAUCUGUAAACUGACUCUGGCAGUGUCUGUGUGCGGGCUGCACCUGAGCCGCUGCACCAUGGCCACGCAGCAGUGGGCGUCGUAUGUGAUGCAACCGCGGGACGCCUUCACAGAUUUUCACCCCCUGGCCAGGCAGAGUCAAAUGUACACAGUCAUGUCUGCAUUGCUGUUGUUCAUACUGGUGCUCAAGGCAUCCCACCAGUUGCGGUUUCUCAGAGAGUGGGCCGUGUUUGGCAGAGCUCUCCGGCGCUCGUUCUGGGAGCUGCUGGGAGUCGCCCUGGCGUUACUGCUGUUGAUGCUGGCUUACUCACACACAGGACACCUGCUCUUCCACUCUGUAUUGGAUGGCUAUGGCAGUGUGAGCUCCGCCUGUCUGUCUUUGUUGGGUGCUGGUGGGCUGUUAUCGUGGCGUCCCGGCUGGACGAUAACCGGUCCCUCUAGCACCAUGUCUUCACUGCUGUUCCACGCGAGCUUCUCUGUAUUUCGGCUGGUGUUGCUUUGGUUGGUCACUUCUGUGCUACUGAGGAACUACCGCCGUGCACGAGCAGAGCUGUACCGUCCGGCUGUGGAUCUUCAAGACUACGAGAUGGUCGAGCUGUUCCUCAGACGACUCAAAAUGUGGAUGGGACUGAGCCGGGCCAAGGAGUUUCGUCACAAGGUGCGUUUUGAAGGCAUGGAGCUGCCACCAUCGCGCUCGUCCUCCACCAGCGACUGUAAGUCCCUGUGCUUGCCACCACUAGACGGUCCGGACUCUCCACCUACACCAGACAGCGUCGAUGCCGGCUCCGAGGCCUCAUGGCGUCCGGCCUCCUCCAGCCCCUGCAGCCUGACAGAAGCCCCGGGGGUCAGCUUGGGGCUUGGGUUGGGCCUCGGCCCAGGAGUGGUGGUGGGAGGUGCCAGUUGGAGGGAGAGGGAAGAGACUGAAGCCUCGAGGCUGCUUCCUACUCUUGAUGCCCUGCUGCAACAGAUUGACCGUGUCACCAUGGCAACAGAGGAUCUGUACCACAUCGAGUGUAGACUGGAGCAAGCCCAGAGGAAAAGGUGUAGAGGGAGAGAGAGAGCAGGCGGUGGUCAGGCAGGGAGGAGUGAGGCAGGACAGAGGGGAAAGGGGGACGACAAGGACUCUGCUGGAUGGAGAGAGCGAAAGAGUGGCAAAGAAAAACACAAAGGGAUCAAGAAGGUGAAAAAGGUGGCUAAAAGUGAACUUUCAAAGGACUGUGGAAAGACUGCUGCCAACCCCAAAAAGACUCCUGUAGCCACACCUAUUCCCUUUUUAAAGCCCAGACCCGUCUCUGCCUCUACACUCACGCCCGCUCCUCAGUCAUCAGCCAAGUCUUCAGUCAGUGCACCUCCACCCACACCAGUCAACAAUAAGUCUGCUUGUGAUUCCUCUCUCCCUGUCUCAUCAGCAAACACUCCCCCUACCCAUGUCCCACUGCCCAAAACACCCACCGCACCUUCUUUGCCUUCCACUCCUGCCCCUCCCACAGAGAGAGACACCCUCCCCUCCUCCAGCCUGUUUAACCACCCUGCUCACACAACCACCAUUCCCACACGCAAGCGAAAACGCAAGCCCCCACCCCUCAAAAAUAAGGUGCACCCCAACUUAGACAGGCACGGCACUGGACACCCCAAAUCCUGAGGACUCUGCAUGGAGAGAAAAACAGAAGUGAAAGGCGGAAGAAAAGAAUGUGGGAGUGAAUGUUGGGUUAAGGACGAGAGGAGGACGGGGACAGCAGGUUUUGUCCCCAGGUGCCCCUCUCUAAACCCAGGGGAAAGGAAGAAAACAAGAACAAUCACAGAGACUAAGUUUGGGGAAAUGAAAGCUGAACAGAAAGCAAUAAAAUAAGACUUUGCAAGUUUACAAGAAGUGAUCCGUCCAAAUCCCAGUUCAGUUCUCUCAGAAACAAGGUGCAGGCCACCGGAUGCUAAGUGAGCUGGUUUAAACACCCAUGUAAAGGUCAACAUUUAAACCAAGAAAUACACUUAUUCUUUAUUUCCCACAGACCCAAACUGACCCCUGACCCCACACGACCCUGGAGGUCGCGUGGGGUCGCUGACAGGAACACAUGAGCGUGUUCACCAGAGGACUUAACGAACUGAAAGCAGACAAUGCAGUCAGUCUUUUUGUAUAUCUCAGAAAAAAAAUUGUUGAUUUCUCAGUUAUGUUGUUUGUCCACAUAUUUUUAUAUUUUAUAUUUCGGUUACCAUGGGUACUUGUGGCCUGUCUGAAAACAGUCAUGUUUUAUGGUUUUGAACACGAAUUUGCAUAUGGGCACACACAGAUAUAUACGCACAUGCAGGUUAACAUGCAUAGAAAUAACACUGUAGUUGCAGACACGCUAAUGGUAAUGUGUCGUACACUUCAGCCCACUGAGCAAGAGGAAACAAACACACACACACACACACACACACACAAACACAAGACUGUUGGGAUCCCAGCAGCUAGUUCUUCAGGGUGCAGAUAUAACCACCUUCUCCAUACUGAUCCAGGUGAAAGGCAGAUAAAAGGUGACGGGAAGCCAUGAGUAGUGACAAGAGGGAGUAGCAAGUGGUCGUAGCACAGAACAAAGUAGCGUAUAGUGUUCGAAAUAGGGAAUAAAGAAGAAAAGAAGAAUGGUGCUCAGUGGAGAAGUUUGGUUAUAGAUAAAAGUUAAGGAAAAAAUAGGGUUUUGCCUUCACUUAUUAACAGUACUGAACAUUUACACAAGUUCUCCCAUCAUAAAGCUAUAUUGACUCCCAGUCUGAGUGUCUUCUAGAAAUGUUUUUUAUUGUGUUGUGUUCGAUAUGGUUGAUUUAAAAGCACUUUUGUUCAGAAGUAGAUUGUUUUCUAAUGGGGUGUGGUGUAAAGUAAUAAGCUUGGUAUCCAAACCAAUAGAAAAAGCUUCACUCAUACUGUAUCUUGACUAUAAACGUUGCCAAAGCUUUUGCAUCAUUUAUGCAUCCUGAAUUGUUACCAUGCCGAGUAAUUCAUUCAUUCAUUUUGUACUUAGCACUUUAUUUUCCAAUGGAGCUGAUAUCCAACGCCAUAUUUAACUCUUGUGUCAAGUUUUCAUUUAAUACCUUAACAGCUACAUUAUAGAAACACUCUAGUAAGUAUUAUCAAGGUAUUAAUAGUUUGUAGUUGUCUUGUGCUUUUGUCUGGUCUUUGUAGUGUUGUUGUUUUUGUCUUAUUUUGAUCAACGUACAUAUGUACUUCCUGUGUGCAGUGGGCAGAUCUCAGGGAACCCACCCUUUCCCCGAAACCUGGAAAGAUAACCAGGAAAACCAAAAGGAAAUGAUGUAUUUUGUGGUUAAAUUCUGCCACUGACGAUGACUUCUAGCCUGUUCUAGACUUCAGCACCCUUCUUCUCUCAGCCAAAAAGUGGGACGUUACGUGUCAGCUCCAUUUUCAUGGGAUUUUAAAGGAUAUGAAAGAGGACUGAUUUUGCAGAGGUACUCAUAGGUUUACUAAAGUGUGAUUGAGGCUCUUUUUUCUCCCUAUUCCAAACAGACCCCAUCAUUACACAGCACAAAGCAUAAAAGGGUUUGAUUUUGAAUCUUAAUCUCACCUAUUUCUUGGCAAAUAAGUUGCACAAGAUUUUCAGAGUUUCAGGAUCUCACUUAAAGGAAUGAAAAAAAGGCCCAUCUUCUUCUGUGUGUGUAUAUUUCUGUAUAUAUUGGUGCUUUGUUUUGUAUAUAUUUUUGCUUUUCAUGAGCAGUAUUGUUUAUGUGCUGCAGCGGCGUAUUCAUAGGUCAAGCACUGGUGUUGCAAACCCAAACGUUUUACAUUUCUCCAGUUUAACUGAAGCACUACAGCCAAAGCUAUCAAUGUAUUUAAUAUAAAUCUUUGUUCACAAUUUGCCAACUAGAAACAGGAAGCUCAGCAGUGAACAAAUAAUGCCUCCACUGGCCUUCAUAGUCCUGCUCUGUGUGUACCAUAUGUAACAAUAUAGUGCCAAAGCUCACCUGUGUGUCUUCUAGCUGCCUUUGUGUUGUACAAUGCAUUUUGUUAUAAAGCAGUGUUACAUAUUUGUCUACGCCCUUUUUUGUAUCUUAUAUCUGUAUUUUGCAGUUGUAGCACUUCUCAUGCUUUUGCACUUGACAAAGUCAAAUAAAGAGUUUGACAGCUGAACUGUGCAUAAUGAAAUGGUUCUGGUGCUAAUUACAAACAUCACUAAUACUUAUUCUCCUGCCCAGUGCUAAAGGUUUAUGGUCUGUUAUUGAGUGGCCACUAAAUGUUACAUAAACAUCAACAUUAUAUCAUGAGCUUUUAGUUGAUAUGGUGAACGGUUGCUUAUUUACACAUCCAACAGUUAUGGAACAACAAUAUCAUUCAUGUGGAGUCAUGUUUCUGUCCACCUGAUUAAUCUCAG
Messenger RNA from Seriola dumerili (greater amberjack), 16618 nucleotides. RefSeq names its product polycystin 1, transient receptor potential channel interacting (gene pkd1a). The coding region runs from base 1 to 13905 and encodes 4634 amino acids. Gene Ontology annotation, biological process: kidney development. Gene Ontology annotation, cellular component: membrane. Gene Ontology annotation, molecular function: protein binding. The transcript has 56 exons. The record is from RefSeq and is a predicted model, not a curated record. NCBI's taxonomy places the organism in Eukaryota, Metazoa, Chordata, Actinopteri, Carangiformes, Carangidae.